Erpetoichthys calabaricus (reedfish) is the source of this 3300-nucleotide messenger RNA. It is a transcript of the gene sestd1, whose product is annotated as SEC14 and spectrin domains 1. The record is from RefSeq and is a predicted model, not a curated record. The transcript is spliced from 19 exons. NCBI's taxonomy places the organism in Eukaryota, Metazoa, Chordata, Cladistia, Polypteriformes, Polypteridae. The coding region runs from base 425 to 2557 and encodes 710 amino acids.
UUUCAGACGUUAGGCAUUUGGCAAUGGAACGUCUUUUGGAGUCUUACCUGCUUUGAUUUGCAGUCGAGGCGGGCAGACGGGGAGGGGACAGUGCGACUGAAGGCGGGGGGACCCGGCGAGCCGACGGAGCGAAGAGCGGCGGUGGCGGCGGCGCCCGCGCCUGUGUGGAUCGACCGCCUUCCAGUAGAGAGAGAGAGAGUGAGAGAGAGAGAGCGCGCGCGCGCGCACACGAGCGAGGACAGAACACGCAAAGACAGAGCGGCACACAACAGACGGAGAGAACAGAAGGAGGGAGACGCAGCACGCUGGGCGGUCGGCGUGGUCAGAGAAAAUGAAGCCAGAAGAAGAUGUCUGAAUUUUUUACUAGCCCAAUGAACUGGUUAAGCUGCUGAAGAUUAUCUAAUUUAAGGUAAAUCUUUGAACAAUGGAGGCUACAGCGAUACUACCAGUACUGAAGAAAAGGCUUGCCUUUUUAUCAGGAGGAAAAGACCGAAGAAGUGGUCUGAUUCUUACAAUUCCGCUUUGCUCAGACCAGACAAACAUGGAUGAGCUGAGUGUAACGCUUGAUUAUUUGCUAAGUAUACCAAGUGAAAAAUGUAAAGCUAGAGGAUUCACUGUGAUUGUGGAUGGAAGAAAGUCUCAGUGGAAUAUAGUGAAGACUGUUGUUUUAAUGUUGCAGAAUGUAAUCCCUGCCGAGGUGUCUUUGGUUUGUGUCGUCAAGCCUGACGAGUUCUGGGAUAAGAAGGUGACACACUUUUGUUUCUGGAAAGAGAAGGACAGGCUUGGAUUUGAGGUUAUUUUAGUGUCGGCUAAUAAGUUGGCAAGAUACAUAGAACCCUGCCAAUUGACAGACGAAUUUGGUGGAAGUCUAAUGUAUGAUCACAUAGACUGGCUCAACAAAAGACUGGUUUUUGAAAAGUUCACCAAGGAAUCUACAUCUUUAUUGGAUGAGCUUGCUUUAAUUAAUGGCAAUGAGAAAGGCAACCAGACUGACAAAGAAAGGUCAAUAGAUUACAAUUUUUUACCGUCAUUUGAUCCAGAAACUGUACUACAGACUGGCCAUGAGCUGCUUUCUGAGCUUCAGCAACGACGUUUCAAUGGGUCAGAGGGUGGUGUCUCGUGGUCUCCGAUGGAUGAUGAGCUUUUGGCACAGCCACAGGUCAUGAAGCUACUUGAUUCUCUUCGUGAGCAGUAUACACGGUACCAAGAGGUGUGCAGACAGCGCAGCAAACGCACCCAGCUGGAGGAGAUCCAACAGAAAGUUAUGCAGGUUGUAAACUGGCUUGAAGGACCAGGAACAGAGCAGCUGAGAACUCAGUGGGGAAUUGGAGACUCCAUUCGAGCCUCGCAGGCCUUGCAACAGAAGCAUGAAGAAAUUGAAAGUCAGCACAGUGAGUGGUUUGCUGUUUAUGUGGAACUGAAUCAACAGAUUGCAGCUCUGCUUAAUGCUGGCGAUGAGGAGGAUUUGGUUGAACUCAAAUCUCUGCAGCAGCAGCUGAGUGAUGUCUGCUACCGUCAGGCCAGCCAACUGGAGUUUAGACAGACCUUGCUUCAGUCAGCACAUGAAUUUCACAGUAUUGCCCAAGAUUUAUCUCAACAGCUAGACGGCUUGCUUGGGAUGCUGUGUGCGGAUGUGGCACCUGCUGAUGGAGCAGCAAUUCAGCAAACGUUAAAACACCUUGAAGAGAAACUAAAGAGCGUAGAUGUCGCUUUGCAAGGCUUACAGGAGAAGGGCCAAGUCCUGUUAGACCAGCUAUCCAACCAGACAUCGUGGGCUUGUGGAAAGGAGGUUAAUGCUGAAAAUAAAGAAAAUGUUGAUCACAUCCAAGGUGUGAUGGAAGAUAUGCAACUUAGAAAACAAAGAUGUGAAGAUAUGGUUGACGUACGGAGGCUGAAAAUGCUUCAAAUGGUCCAGCUAUUCAAGUGUGAGGAGGAUGCUGCUCAGGCAGUAGAAUGGCUAAAUGAGUUGCUUGAUGCUCUUCUAAAAACUCACAUAAGACUUGGUGAUGAUGCACAAGAGUCAAAAGUCUUGUUGGAAAAACAUAGAAAGUUUGUGGAUGUGGCACAGAGCACAUAUGACUAUGGACGCCAGUUGCUUCAGGCCACAGUGGUGUUGUGCCAAUCUCUGCGAUGCACAACCAGGUCUUCAGGAGAUACUCUUCCUCGGCUUAAUCGGGUGUGGAAGCAGUUCACUGUGACCUCAGAGGAGAGAGUUCACAGACUGGAAAUGGCCUUAACAUUUCACACAGCGGCUGAAAAGAUACUUAAAGAAUGUCCAGAGCAGACUGAAGAGUCUGUCGAUUUAGAAGUGUAUGAAGACGUUGAAACAGUAGGAAGGUCACUACUGGACAGAUUAACAGUGCCUGUAAUUUUUCCUGAUGGAAGUGAGCAGUUUUUUGGGAGUCCUGGCGACAUGGCCUCCUCUGCCGAACACAUCCGUGACCGGAUGAAGCUAGUUGACAUGAAGAAGCAACAGCAGCAGCAGCAGGAAGCCGCCGAACAGCCAGACCUAGAAGAAAAAGCAGACAGUGUCGAUGAAGGCGAGGAAGACAGCUAAUAGAGACUCCUGCAAUGCCCAAGGAGGAGCUUGCAGCGUGCGAGUCAGCAUGGCAUUAAUUCCUGGCAUCCUCUACAGUUACCUUGCAUUGAAAUGCAAACUCUCCAUUCCACACAUCUUAUUGCCCAUGGUCCAUUGAUUGACGAAGCCAUACUAACUUGUGUGCUGUCUGAGAGCUCGGGCUCCCGCUACUACUUUAUAUAUAAGACGAUGAGAACUACAAAUGUUGCACUGAACUUCCCUCAAAGCUUUAUCUGGCCUGUCUUCUGUUAGCUGUUAACAGUUGACUCAAGCUUUCAUUGGUGCUACUAAAAGCAUAGAAUGUCCAAGCACUACUUCUGUCUUGUAUGGUGCUGUAGAGUUUUUAGGCAUUAGGCAAACUUCCUGUUUGUAGACGGUAAGACAUGUAUUUUAUAAUUUUGUUUGUAAGUUUGGUCUUAAUUUGUAAUACCUUACAAUGUUGCUGCAUUUGUUUUUAAUUGUGCCAAUACGCAACCUGCCCUGAAGGCCUUUGACACAGCUGUAAACUGCCUAACUGCUGUUUCUAAGUAUGAGCGGAUAUGAAAUAGAUACCGGCAAAGGUAAUCCAGCUUUUUAAAACGUGUUCUCCUCUUGCUGUGAUACCCAUGCACUUCAAGGAGCAAGUAAUGGACAAAGCUAUGUUUAAAUAAAAAAAAAAAAAUAAAAAAAAAUUACAAAUGAAAUGAAGAGCUUUGUUUCAAUAAAUAUUAAAUGGGAACUAC